Fonsecaea pedrosoi CBS 271.37 is the source of this 642-nucleotide messenger RNA. RefSeq lists its product as uncharacterized. Lineage: Eukaryota; Fungi; Ascomycota; Eurotiomycetes; Chaetothyriales; Herpotrichiellaceae. The record is from RefSeq and is a predicted model, not a curated record. The coding region runs from base 1 to 642 and encodes 213 amino acids. The transcript has a single exon.
AUGACCGCAGGCGCAGGAGCAGGGCAAGCCAUCGAAGAUGGGUACAUUCUUGAAGACGGGUACAUUCUCGGUCGAGAACUGCGAGACUAUCUCAGGUCUCGCAGUCACAGGGGCAAGGGUCUUGAAAGAUGGAUGCAGUUGUAUCAGAAUGUCCGUCUUCCGCGAGCGGACGGCUGCCCUCACACCCACCAGCGAAACGGUCGGCAAGGACGAAUUGGGACGAAAUAUGGGGUUUUGCAGCUUCGACAUGAACCUCGCUGUGGUGCCAUCUCGCUGAUGGGAGGAGUAUCGUUAGAGCAUCGUGGGUACGGCGCAGUCUAUGGUGUUGUGUUCGGCCUUCUCUCACUGGACCUCAUUGGCGACUUGCGAUCUCGGAGAGGAGCGUUACGACAGAGUCUGGAAAGACCCGAGGACGAGGGCUACUGGCAGAAUCGCUGUUGGAGAUCACGGUACACCUGUAUCGUUGCCUCGCCUACGAAGUCGGACAUUUCUGAACUGGAGCUCGCCUUCUCAAACAUUCAGGACCUGGAAGAGACAGCUCAAGUGGACAUUUUGGAGAAUCGAGGCCCCAGUGAGAGAUCCCAUAAGCUACGACAGAGGAUACUGAUACUUCGAGACCUUCGUCUCCAGGUCGCACUCUGA